Molecule: messenger RNA, 474 nt
Organism: Paramuricea clavata
Lineage: Eukaryota; Metazoa; Cnidaria; Anthozoa; Malacalcyonacea; Plexauridae
Source: the annotation of a GenBank genome assembly
AUGUACCCCGGGUCAACAGCCAAGGCCGCUAUGACAUCCACAUCAGCUAAGACCUCAGCCCUACCAAUGGCAACAUCCAUGGCCGCUACGAAAUCCACAUCAGCCACGACCUCAACCCUAGCAGUGGUAGCAGCCAAGGCCGCAACAAUAUCAGUCAAACCCCAAUCAGAAUUCAGUGACGAAGAUGAAAUACACCAACUUGGGUUGGAAAUUGAAAGAGAUGUCAAAUGGGAUAAAAAAAAAACACGAAAGAACCCACAUCUCUCGUUAUUUUUAUCUUACUUAAUCUUUGAUCUGUGCAAACAUAAAGCUCUUGUGGAAAAUUAUUUGUCCAUCAUAACAAAUGCAUGGCAAGUGGCUGAUAGCACGUUCACUGAUGUGACAACGCUAACAAAGAGAUCAGUUAUCCGAGAGUGUUACCGAAGCAUGUGUGAGAAAGGAAGUAGACAUAUUUAUAAGAUUCCUGGUCGUUAG